Molecule: messenger RNA, 1179 nt
Organism: Microplitis mediator
Lineage: Eukaryota; Metazoa; Arthropoda; Insecta; Hymenoptera; Braconidae
Product: kelch domain-containing protein 10 homolog
Exons: 3
Coding region: 1-1179 (392 amino acids)
Biological process (GO): positive regulation of stress-activated MAPK cascade
Molecular function (GO): protein binding
Source: RefSeq, a predicted model, not a curated record
AUGUACGUAUUUAAGCCGCAUGUUUUUACUGAACAUUCGCCGCAUAGUAUUGCGAAACCUCUAGGAAGAAUGAAAUCGAAGAUACGAUGUGACGGUAAAAAUUUAUAUAUUUACAGCGGUGAAGAUCCGAAUUCUGUUGAACAUCGAGAUGAAUCGGGUAAUAUUUUAUUCUUCACAUCAAAACCAGAAUUUCGGGAUAUCUGGGUGUACAAUCUAGCUAGACAACAAUGGAGAUUAAUGACAAUUGACAGUAAUUUACCUGAUAGUAAUGAUUUCAUUUGUGGUACUAUUUUUGAAUUGAAUUAUUUAGUUAUUUGCACAAUACAAAGGCCUUCUAAUCUCGAACCGUCAAGCCGCAACUGUCGGUUACACAUAUGUGAUUUAAACACCAAAAGUGUACUUGUCCAGGGGACAACUGGACAAAUUCCAUCUCCUACAUUUGCAAACAAUUUAAUUCGUCAUGGAAAAUAUUAUUAUACUGUCGGAAUCACAAGAAUUGAUGAAGACUUUUCCGAUGUAUAUAAAUUAAAUACGGAAAACGGUGUAUGGGAAGUUGAUUAUAUCUGUCGAAAACGCGAUUACUAUAGACAAGAUAGUAAAUCAAGUCAUACUUUAGUUUAUGGUAACAAUAUGAUAUAUAUAUUUGAUGGUGAUACUGAUGAUUCCGCCUUUGAUGUAUUUUCUUUUGUCCGCUGCUGGAAAAUGCUUGACACUCAUGGUGAUGAAAAUCACAUACCGCAGUAUCCAACUGAAAGAAAAGACAUCGGGGUGACAAGUUACACUGAUCCAGAUUCUGAGGAAAUAAAUGUAAUAAUAUCUGGAGGAACAAAUUGUGAUGAUAAUGCUUUGAAUGAUGUCUGGAGAUUGAAUCUCACGAGUUUAAAAUGGACGUGUCUUGAGAGAUUUGGUACUGUCUUACCUUGUCACAUUGAUAGUCAUUCAAUGAAAGUUUCUCCUGCUGGAAAAUUAUUCACAUUUGGUGGAUAUAUUUUUAAUAAUGAUACGCAACAAGGACUUUGUUUAUCUACUUUACACUCAAGUUGGCUCAGGAUUCCCAAACUCACAGAUAUUUGUUGGGAAGCUGUUUUCCAUUACUAUCCAGGCUUGAAAUCAAUGACUGACAAAGAAAUAAAGUCACUCGGUAUACCGCCACACUUCCUCAAGUCCCGUAUUAAUUAA